Olea europaea var. sylvestris is the source of this 1414-nucleotide messenger RNA. RefSeq names its product probable ubiquitin-conjugating enzyme E2 24. The record is from RefSeq and is a predicted model, not a curated record. Gene Ontology annotation, molecular function: ubiquitin conjugating enzyme activity. The coding region runs from base 327 to 1301 and encodes 324 amino acids. The transcript has 2 exons. Lineage: Eukaryota; Viridiplantae; Streptophyta; Magnoliopsida; Lamiales; Oleaceae.
UAAUUUAAAAACUCCCAAACAAGUACUAGUUAUUGAGGGAGAUAGGAGUUUGUAAUCUGAAAUUUGAUUACUGAAUUAAACCGUUUCUUUCCUAUAUGUUAACGAUUUUUUAUUUUAUUUUAUUUUUUGUUCUUCUCUUUUAUUCAUACGAACAAACAGGGAACCAGAGGUGGGAAAGAAUUUCACUUUGAGCAGAGUUCUUCGCACGUUAGAAUUCUGAGAGAGAGAAGCAUUGGAAAACAAAAUAAAAGUUACAUGUAUCUAACAAUUUGUUCUCAAGCGAUUGCGUUUCAGAAAAAAGUAAAAAGUCGAGCAAUUCAUCGAAUAUGGCAUCAGGUUCUGGUUCCGAAGAAAAUCAAGCUACCAAUGAAGAGUUCAAACACUUUGAUAUUGUGCAAGAGGCAUCAGAUCAUCACUACAGAAAUUCUGAACAGUCGAAAAGUUUUUCCAAAGUCAACAGUUUUGCUCAUCGGAAAAUCAUGAGAGAGUGGAGAAGCCUCGAGAAAGAUCUUCCGGAAUCCAUUUAUGUCCAGGUUUACGAGACUAGAAUUGAUCUGCUUCGUGCUGUGAUUAUUGGCGCUGAAGGAACGCCUUACCACAACGGUCUCUUCUUCUUCGACAUUUGCCUACCGUCUGACUAUCCAUUUCGACCUCCAAAAGUGUACUAUCAUUCACACGGCCUUAAUUUGAAUCCAAAUCUUUAUGCUGAUGGAACAGUUUGCUUGAGCCUCCUCAACACCUGGUAUGGGGCCAAAACGGAGAAGUGGACUCAGAAUUCUACUAUUCUUCAGGUUCUGGUAUCCAUUCAAGCGCUCGUGCUUAACGACAGACCCUAUUUCAACGAGCCCAGCCGUGAACGUGGCAAAAAUCGCAAUUGUCCAAAAUGGAUAAAAAAUGUCGUGACCUAUAACGAGAAGGUAUUCAUUUUGUCUUGCAAGACAAUGCUCUACACAAUGCAGAACCCACCAAAGAAUUUUGAGAUUUUCGUCAUUGAGCACUUUUGCAAGCGCGCAGAUUCCAUACUGGCGAACGUUAUGGCUUAUCAAGAUUUUUUCUUGGUGGUUGGUGCAUCUGAGAUUAAAGCUUCGAUAACAUUUAAGUGGAAUUUGAGAAGGAUGCAUUCGAAGCUCAAAAGGGUCUUUGACACAAUUUCAAAGCCAAACAUCAAUAACUCAGAGAAAAUAGAAAAUGUUAAAAAGGAGAUGAAGCCACAUAUGUUCAAAAUUGACUUUAUAGUUCCUGCAUUUUUGGUUCUCUUAGCAUGUGCCUUGCCGUUUUGGGUUAUGUUCAUGCUUUCUUAGUUCCCAUAUAUGUCACUAGCAUGUCAAAGAAUUUUAUGUACCAAAACGGUAAAAUUUCACUGGCCAAGAAACUAUAGAUAUUUAUAGUAACGUUACUUUUUUUUCCUGCUUUA